Acyrthosiphon pisum (pea aphid) is the source of this 1069-nucleotide messenger RNA. RefSeq lists its product as uncharacterized. The record is from RefSeq and is a predicted model, not a curated record. The transcript has 2 exons. NCBI's taxonomy places the organism in Eukaryota, Metazoa, Arthropoda, Insecta, Hemiptera, Aphididae. The coding region runs from base 224 to 730 and encodes 168 amino acids.
GGUUCAGUUCCAUAGAUAGAAAUUUUAUAGAGGAUAUAACUAUAGGAAAUUACAUUGAAUAAAACAUUAUAUUUUCAUAGGUUAGACAGUUGCAGCGAAGAGCUCAACCGGAUGACCGUGCACCGGGCCAGUUUUCGCCAGUUUUCGCGAGUGGCCGUGCGCGGGCCGGACGCUGCCCGCGGUGCAGUGUGAUCACGAGCUCGUGGGUGGCUCGCAGGAACGCAUGCAGAACGUGACGUCACAGCGACAUGACUUCGUGACCAAGUGGCUGCCCGAGGCAGAACGGCAGCGGGCCACCGGGCCGACGGAGACCAUAGGCACCAAUUGCGGCAGCGGCGCGUGCGCGAUGGUGGGCAAGACCCCCACGGCCGACGCGUUCGGCAUCCCAUGUACGGACGGACGACGGCCAUUGGCGCGGCCAAGCACCGCCACCUGGUCGCAAGGCCCAAACUUGCUGAUGGCCGAAGAGACGGAGACCAGUUCGAGUUACCAGCAGUGGGGCCCGUUGGAGUUGUCCCGGCCACGGUCGCUGGCUCCGUACUGCCGGUCGGAAGAGCCCGUUAACGGUCGCACCGUGUACACCGUCAGUUACCGGCCACCCGGGUCGUCCCGUGACCCGUUGCCCGGCGAACAGCCCCCGACCAACGGGUACGGAAACAAAGAUAAGUCUACGGACGAGGCUGACACCAACCAACUGUUUUACCCAAGAGCGCACGAUUACAAUUUGUAAUCCCAAAAAACUGUACAAAUUUACGAAAAUAGAGCACAGAAGAUUAAGACUACCUACUGAUCAAACCAAGAAACUGUAUUUUGAAGUACCUACAAUAAUUGUAUACCCGCCAUUAUUAUCAAACGCAUAGUAAGUCUCGACAAAUUAACCGGUAAUUACCGAUCUAACCAAAGUGCAUAAGAACGUGACGACCGAAAUGAACGUGAAAUAAUUCGGAUAUCACAAAUGCGUGAAGCGCGAAUGCGACAUUCAACUAAUAAUAAUAAACGACAUUUUUCACGCUCCAUUUUUAUAUAUAUAGAUGAAUAUUUGUGUGUAGAUUAGACCUCUGGGAAGAAG